Molecule: messenger RNA, 659 nt
Organism: Capsella rubella
Lineage: Eukaryota; Viridiplantae; Streptophyta; Magnoliopsida; Brassicales; Brassicaceae
Product: putative thioredoxin H10
Exons: 5
Coding region: 198-659 (153 amino acids)
Source: RefSeq, a predicted model, not a curated record
CCCUCCUUAUCUGAUGAAUUCUUCUUGUUUUUCCUUCUGAAUCUUCUACGGAAACAUUGUGAUCUUUGGAUCUCUUGCCUUUAGGGUUAAAACUUGUUCUGAUUACAAGAACACAAAUCACCUAAGUUGAAAGGAUUUAAAGGAGUGAAUGUUGAGCCAAUGAGAAGCAGAUUUGGAUUUGAUUGUGUAAAGAGUUGAUGGGAAAUCGUUGUGCAAGCACUCCUAGUUGUAGAAAGUUAUGGUCAUGUAUAUGCUGCUGCAGCAACAACAACAACAACAAGACUCAAACCCGAAUCCAACACGGGUCCAGAGGCAAGGUCCAUCCAGUAAGCAAAAUCGAGAAAUGGGAAGAAAAGAUCACAGAAGCUAACAAGAAUGGCAAGAUUCUCGUGGUAAAUUUCAGCGCGCCAUGGUGUGUACCUUGUAAAAAGAUAGAACCAGUAUUCAAGGAGCUUGCUUCUAGAUACCCUUCAAUGAUAUUUGUAACCGUCGAUGUCGAAGAACUCGCUGAGUUUAGUAAUGAGUGGAAUGUGGAAGCUACACCAACGGUAGUGUUCCUUAAAGAUGGAAGACAAAUGGAUAAACUUGUUGGUGCAGAAACCUCAGAGCUUCAGAAGAAGACAGCAGCAGCUGCAGAUCUCUUUCUCAAGAAACCAUAA